Molecule: messenger RNA, 1854 nt
Organism: Cladophialophora psammophila CBS 110553
Lineage: Eukaryota; Fungi; Ascomycota; Eurotiomycetes; Chaetothyriales; Herpotrichiellaceae
Exons: 2
Coding region: 1-1854 (617 amino acids)
Cellular component (GO): Cdc73/Paf1 complex
Molecular function (GO): DNA binding; RNA polymerase II C-terminal domain phosphoserine binding
Source: RefSeq, a predicted model, not a curated record
AUGGCUGACCUGGAUGCGGAACUUCUUGCUCUCGCCGGAGGCGACUCCUCCGGUGAAGAGAGCAUGCCCUCUUCUCCCAAACAAAAGUCCCCUUCGCCACCACGCUCCAAGAAACAAGCAAGAGAAUCACCAUCCGCAGACAUGGCUCGCAAGGGUGUCGCAAAGGCCGUCAAGCGAGGCAAACGUCGUAAGACUUACUCGGACGAUGAAGAUGAAGUCUCUUCUCUCUCCCAACAGUCUGAGUCUGCAUCCAUGUCCCAGUCUGAUUCCGAGGCCGACUUCAACGCUGGCACAGACGACAAACCCAUCUUCCCGUACGAGAAACUCUAUUACGACGCUGAAGACAAAGCUAGGAUCGAAGCAAAGCCUGAAAUCGAACGAGAGGAGAUUUUGGCACAGCGCAGUGAACAGGUGGAGCGCCACGAACAAGAUCUCCAGCUACGUCGCCUUGUCGCCUCACGCGCUCGAGAAGAGGCCAAGAAUGCCGCAAAGAACAAGCGCAAGGCCAGCGCCGCAGAACUGGAGGACACCCAGCGAAAGAGCACUCGGCAGCGCACCAAAGUUGGUGGCGGUCGUGUCGGAGAAGCCAGCAGUGCCAUCGAAGCCUACAAGCGACAGCGAGAAGAAAAGAGUCUCCGCGAAGAACAGCGAAAGAGGGACGGUUUUGUGAGAAGAGCGGCAUCACCACGAGAUGAUUACAGCGACGCAGAUGCAGAGGGGGAGAGCGACAAUGACUACGACGACCGGAAGUUUAAGAGACGAACUCCCACGCCACCAAAAGACGAGCCUAUCGCUGAACUUGCCGACAUCCAGAGAGCCCGUGUUGGUCGUGACAACUUCGCCCAAGUCUGUUACACCCCUGGUUUUCAAGAUACCAUCACAGACUGCUAUGCCCGCGUUUGCCUUGGUCCUGGUCGUAAUCCUGGCGUGAACGAAUAUCGUCUCUGCUUGAUCAAGGGAUUCGCCACAGGCAAGCCAUACGCCAUGAUCGGAUCUAAUGGCAGACCUUUUCCAGUCGACAUGUACAUCGUUGCAGCGCACGGCAAAGCGGAGAGACCAUGGUCAUUCCUUGAAUGUUCCAUGUCCAAGUUCACCGACGACGAGUGGCGACGAUACCGAUCUGUCAUGGCUAAUGAAGACUGCAAGAUGCCUACUAGGGCCUUCAUCAAUUCCAAGCUCGAUCAAAUCAACCGACUGAUUAACCAUCGUUUCACCGAGGCUGAGAUUUCGCAAAAGAUCAAAGCCCAGAACGACCUCACUGAAAGGAUCACCCGAAGCCAAGAGAAGGAGGAUCUCAAGGCGAGAAUCGCUGAAGCUCGCGCCGACGGGAAGUAUGAUCUAGCCGAAGAAUUAGAGAAUCAGCUUGCAGCCAUCGUGCCCAUGAAACUGGCUUUCGGUACGAGCUUGACCAAACAAGAUACUGCCUACGUCAAUCCCGAACAGGAACGACUUGCAGAACUCAAUCGCCGCAAUCAGAGACUGAAUGCCGAGAAUGUUCGGAAAGCGCAACUUGCGGAGAUGAGAGCACGCAAGGCGAAGAAGACUCUUGCUCCGGGCGUGGACGAAUUGUUCGAGGGCGGAAGUGACAUCAGUCGUGCGAAUACACCGGUCAAUGGCAUGGGGACGCCGAAGCUUGCCGCAUCAGCAGGCAUUUCGCGAACCGCAUCACCCAAUCCGCUCUCGCUUGCUAAUGGAACUCCCCGGAAUGCAACGCCCGUCUCUUCCAGCACCCUGAAGCCUGUGGUUCUACAACAGCAGAAGAAGAACGGCCUGCCUACCAUUCGCAAGUCGGCAACGGAUGAUGAGAUUAUUGCUAGCAUGGAUUUGGGGAUUGACAUUGACAUUGACAUCUAA